GUUACCGGCUGCGCUUCUCACGUAGUCAGUGUCAACUCGACGACGGUUCGCACUUCAGCACCCGCGAUGCGGCCACCUCGUGUCAUCUGCACGGCGCUCGUUCUCCUCCUCGGCGCGGUGUUGCAUGCGAGCGGCACGCCGGAAAAGUCCCCUAUGUGGAACGAAACCUGGACCGAUCGGUUGAAGCAAGAUCUGUUCGUAAAAUACGACAAGUUUGCCCGACCGAUGAAAUACUACAACACCACAGUAGUCAGCUUCGACAUUACGAUUCUUCAUGUCGAUGUGGAUGAAUUCAAGUCCUCCGUCACCAUCAACGGAUGGGCUUCUCAUACAUGGAUGGACGACAAGCUCAAAUGGGAUCCCUCCAAGUACGGCAACAUUCAACACAUUCACGUUGGCAAUCAUGAGGUGUGGCAACCGGACGUUAUGCUGUACCACAGCGGCACAGCGAGCACCAUUGAGCAUUACGGCGACACGGCUUGCAUCGUUUAUCACGACGGCCGGGUGCUGUGGGUGCCGCCCGCGCAAUUCGUCGGGCUCUGCGAGCUGGAUCUUCACCUGUGGCCUUUCGACACGCAGAUCUGCACUAUGACGUUUGGCUCUUGGACGUAUCAUGGCGAGCAGAUCGAUAUGCGUCUGAGCGAGUCCCAGAUUACCGAGGACUUGCACGUGAAGAAUGCGGAGUGGAAGCUCAUGGAUUUGACGAAAACACGCCAGGUGGUCAAUUACGCUUGCUGCCCGGAUCCGUACAUCAAUCUAAAUUUCAAGAUGACCUUAAAGAGAAACUCCGCGCUCUAUUGCAGUAUACUGCUUAUGCCCGCCGCUGCCAUAGUUUUCCUGGUUCUGGUCACGUUCUGGCUACCACCUCAAAGUGAAAUGAAGAUCAACAUCGCGGCUUGUACUAUAUUAAUCAUCACAGUGUUUUUAGUCUACUUUGGCUUCAAAGUACCAUUAACGGCGAAUCCUCCGCUCAUAGUUUACUUUUAUAGCGGCUGCCUCUGCUUAGAGACGAUUUCGUUGAUACUAUCGAUACUAGUUAUUAACAUUACGAAGAGGACUUUCUGCAAACCGCUCCCACGAAACAUCAGAUUGUGUCUGUUAAGUUGGCCCGGCAAACUGUUGGGUCUUUCCGAUCUUAUAAGCGUGAUCGAGUCGCGGCGGCCUAUACCAGGUCAGGAAUUGCGGGGCAAACUCACGGAGGAAUCCACGACCAACUCGACGUCCAACAUCUCGGACGACGGUGAUCGACAGAAUAUGAUCUCGCCGACGAAGAACAUCACGCAAUUGGAAUGGAUUCUAGCAGGCACGGCCGUCGAUCGCAUCGCUUUCGUGCUGUUUUGCUUAAUUCUAGCAACAAUGGCAAUAGUGUGCAUAAGUUAGUUUGUUAGACGAAUUUCUUUUUUCUUUCUCUCUCUCUCUCUUCCCCCACUCUUCUUUUUUUUUAAUUGCUCCGGUACAUCGACAAUCUAAUAUAUACUACAUACAUACGCAAAUAAAUCGCAACUUAUUGUCCGA
Messenger RNA from Odontomachus brunneus, 1515 nucleotides. Its product is annotated as acetylcholine receptor subunit alpha-type acr-16-like. The coding region runs from base 67 to 1380 and encodes 437 amino acids. NCBI's taxonomy places the organism in Eukaryota, Metazoa, Arthropoda, Insecta, Hymenoptera, Formicidae. Gene Ontology annotation, biological process: chemical synaptic transmission; signal transduction; monoatomic ion transmembrane transport. Gene Ontology annotation, molecular function: transmembrane signaling receptor activity; neurotransmitter receptor activity; extracellular ligand-gated monoatomic ion channel activity. Gene Ontology annotation, cellular component: synapse; membrane; neuron projection. The transcript has 9 exons. The record is from RefSeq and is a predicted model, not a curated record.